AUUAUCUAAAAUGGAUCAAAGUAGUGAUAUUGAUUUGAAAGAGAUCAAUGAUGUUAUUGCUAAAAAAUGUACAGAGAGAGAAAAAUAAAUCCAAACAUAAGUCGAAGAACAUUUAUUAAAGUACAAGAAUGAAUGUGAGGAAUUGAUAAAAAAGAUAUAGGCUGAACAUAAAAGGAUAGUUGAUGAACAUAAUGCAGGUCUUGAUUAAAAUAAGAAGAAAUUGGAUGAAAAGGUAAAAGAAGUUAAGAAAUUUGUUAAUGAUGAAAAAGUUAAAAUAAACGAAUUGAUAAAAAAAAAAAUGGAUUCAUUAGUUGGAGAAUAUGAUAAGAUUGAUAAGGAAACUGAAAAGAAAUUAAAAGAUGUUGAUGAUUAAUAUAAAUAAUUAUAAUCAGACCUAAAAGCAGAAAAAGAUAAACAGAAAUCAGAAUUAGAUAAAAUUAAAAAAGAGGAAGAAGAAAAAUAAAAAAAAAUUACUAAAGAAUUAGAAGAAGAAAAAAAAAAAUUUGAAUAAGCUAAUAAACAAUUAGAAGUGGAAAAAAAUAAUUAAAAAUAAUUGAAUGAAAACUUAAACAAUUAAAAGAAAGAAUAUGAGAAUUUGACAAAAUAAUUAUAAACUAUUCGAGAAGAUUUAAAAAAAGCUCUAUAGGAAUCAGAUAACCAAAAAAAUUCAAACAAGAGUCUGAUCUAAGAAAAGGCAUAAUUAUAAUCUACUAUUGAGUAAUAAAAGAUUGAAGUGAAUAGAUAAAAAACAGAAUUAGACAAAAAAAUCAAAGAUUAUGAAUCUUAAAAGAAUCAAUUUGAUAAUUUAUAGAAACAAUUAGAUUAAUAAAUAUAAGAUUAUUAAUUUUAGAAGGCUUAAUUUGAUAAAGUAAAUCAAGAUUAUUUCAAAAAAAAGAAGGAAUUAGAUUAAUUAAAUGAUAAAAUUGAAAAAGGGUAGAUAGCAUUUUAAACUUAAUUAACGAAUAUGUAACUUGAAGAAUAGAGAAAAAUACAUUAAUAACAUAAUGAAAUUGUUAAAACACAAGAAAAAAAAUAUGAGGAAGAAUUAAAUUCUUUAUAAAUGUAAUCAUAAACUAUUAUUCAAAAACUUAUGGAUGAAAAAAAUGAUUUAAGUAAGUAAAUAACAGAAUAUGCAAUUAAAGAAUUGUAAAGGGAAUAAUAAUUAUAAGCAGUAUCUCUGAAAGAAGCUAUGUAAACUUUUGAAGAAAUGAAAAAAAAUUAUUCAAAUGAUUAAAACUGGGCUUUGAUUGAACAAUAUAUUAAAUCAUUUGAAAUGAAAACUUAAGAAUUGGAAGACGCAAAAUAGGAUUUGAUUCAAAAAACCUAAAUUCAAGCACAAACUUAAGAAUCAUUAGACAAAAAAUAAAAUGAUCUAGAGAAAAAAUAAGCAGGUUUUAUGAAAAUCAAAGACAAAUAUGAAGAUUGUUAAAAACAGUUAAAAGCAUGUUAAGAAUAAAUUUAAAAAUAAUUAAAAGAGAUUGAAGCUAGUAGUUAGGUUGAGGAUAAAAUAAGGUAAACAUAGUCAAAGUAUUAAUUUUAAUUAACAUAAUUGAAAGAUAAAUUAGAUAAGCAAGAAGUGCAAUUAAAAAAAUAAAAAGAUUAAUUUGAAACUAUUACUAAAAAGUAUGAAGAAGAAUUGAACAAGAGCCAAAAAUUAUAAGAGGAAAUCGAACAAGAAAAAAAGAGGAGAAAUGAUGAUAUUGAAAAAAGCAAGAAACUUAUUGAAGAAAAAAAUUAGGAAAUUGAAAAGUAUUAAAAUAUUUUAAUAUUAAUAGACUACAAUCAUUAGCCUAAUCAAAAUUAUUAGAAAACAGCAAUCAAAUAGCUGAGAAAGAGAUGGAAAGUAUAUAGGCUUCAAGUAUACAUAUUUGUAUUUAUAAUUUAGCUGAUAUUAAAUUAAAGAUAAAAAGUAUCAAAGAUGCCUUGAAAAAUUAUUAAGAAUCAAUGUCUGAAAGUAUGUUGUUGAAAUGUAAUAUUAAUAUGUAAAUAAUUAGAAUAGUUAUUGUCUAAGAUAAAUUCCGUAGAAGUGUAAGCCCAGUUAUAUCAAAUUCAAAUAGCAGCCUGAAAUAUUAAAUAGAU
This is a messenger RNA of Paramecium sonneborni, 2079 nucleotides long. Lineage: Eukaryota; Ciliophora; Oligohymenophorea; Peniculida; Parameciidae. The record is from the annotation of a GenBank genome assembly.